AUGGUAGACAAGGGACUGGAGGCUGAACACAGGGUUUCCUGCAUUUUGGUUUAUUACAUUUCUGUCUACAUGAUGAUGGUCGGCAUGAUAUCAAUUUAUAUUUCGAAACCCUACAAGUGGCCGGUCUAUAGAUUUUCGGUGGACAUGGGCCGCUGCUGUUCGGACAAGGUGGGGCACGGCAAGGUGGCGGAGUCCAUUCCAACAUUAGCUCAUUCCUUGCUAAUGGUGCUCCAGUCAUUUUACGAAUCACCAGCUCAAAGACACCUCGACGCGGAUUGUUUACAG
Iphiclides podalirius (scarce swallowtail) is the source of this 285-nucleotide messenger RNA. Lineage: Eukaryota; Metazoa; Arthropoda; Insecta; Lepidoptera; Papilionidae. The record is from the annotation of a GenBank genome assembly.